AUGCGGUGGCCAGAUAAACAUCCAAACUUUGAUGAGAUAUUGAAAAACUCCGGAAAUGCUAUAAGUCAUAGGACAUUAAAUUGUGUCAUUCAUUUACCAUUGCAAAUAAAAUGUAAGGUUUCUUUAUGUUUUCAUUACGUCUAUAUAUUUUCAGCUGUGUUGGAUAAUAAAGGAAAGGAGUUCUUAGUUGCUUUUAUAGAAAACGAAGUAAUUCAUGGUAAUGAUAUAAAUCCAGAGAUAUAUAUCACAACCUCUAAGAAAAAAAUUGUUCAUGUCAAUGUUUCAGCCUCUGGUGUUCCAAAUUCUCAACUCUACAAAACUUUCUCUGUGAUUCAUGGCCAGACUCAGUUAGUCAAACUGAAUACAAGUUUCCGUUUACAUAACACCGAACUGACUAAAAAAGCGGUACUCAUUCAAGCAGACGAUGAAAUCGUAGUUUAUGCUGUUAACAAGGAAGAAAAGUCCGAUGCUGUUUAUCUUGCUUUGCCUAUCGACGCCCUUGGUAAAGAGUAUUAUACCGUUUCGUAUUAUCCUGCUACACAUUACUGUCUUUUUGCGAUUAUUGGGGUUUAUGAUGAAACAAAUGUUUCCAUUCAUUUACCACAAAUACAUCAUUUAAGUGUUACUCUAAAUGGACACACAUAUCAUGGAAGUCAAUGGAUAAAUGUGACUUUAGAUAGACUCAGUACACUAGAGGUUCGUUCUAAACAUGAUUUAACUGGCUCCCAUAUUGUAUCUAGUAAGCCAGUAGGCGUAUUAAGCGGAAACAAGAAAACCGUAGUUGGGCAUAGAAGCACACACGAUCAUCUUGUGGAAAUGUUACUUCCAUUAUCGUCAUGGGGAAAUAAUUUCGCCACCGUUCCAAUACCCGAAAGACAUGGUAUAGGGGAUAUAUUUAGAUUCAUUGCUAGCGAAGACAACACACACAUACACGUUUCUGGUAUAAACUCUGGAAAACCAUUUCAGGACCAUAUCAAACUUGACAAAGCUGGUCAUUACGUCCAAAAACACUAUAGCUCUGGUUUGUAUUCUCAUAUAGUUGCUGACAAAGCUAUAUCAGUGUUCCAGUUUUCAUUGACACAAAAAGGCCAUGGUGAUUAUGCUGAUCCGUCAAUGAUAACUGUCAUUCCAAUAGAACAAUAUGCUUUUGAAUAUACAUUUACAACUCCGGAAUAUUCUCACGGUAAUUAUUCAAACUAUUUUAUGUUUAUCAUCGAUUCCUCGCAGACAAAUGGCCUUAGAAUUGAUAAUCGAUCGUUAGCUGGCGAUCAAGUUUAUCACAAAAUACCAGAGACUCACCUCGUGGGAGGUUACAUGAAAAUAUCAGUUGGUACACAUACAGUCAUUCAUACUGAUCCAACCACAGUAUUUGGCAAGGCUAACGCUGAAUCAUACGGAUUUCCUGUUGGAUUAUUAUUAAAACCAAUAAACACGGUAAGUAUAUGUAUAUGA
Mytilus californianus (California mussel) is the source of this 1452-nucleotide messenger RNA. RefSeq names its product IgGFc-binding protein-like. Lineage: Eukaryota; Metazoa; Mollusca; Bivalvia; Mytilida; Mytilidae. Bases 1 to 1452 code for a protein of 483 amino acids. The transcript has 2 exons. The record is from RefSeq and is a predicted model, not a curated record.